CAUGAAAUAAUAUUUUCAUUCGUGCAUCGGAGAACAUUCACUGCAAACAGAAGAUUUUUUCGUCUUAUUUUGUCUAAAGUAAUUUUUUGCACAUCAACCCGGGUAGUUUCGGUUCCUCAUGGUUCCGAACGAGUCGAAUCGUGUAAUCGAUAAAAAGUGAUCAGAAUGGUGCUGCAAGGAGUGUUUACCUUUGCAUCUUCGUUGGCCCUCGGAGUUGUUGCCCUCGUAGGGAUAUACUAUACUUACAACUACUACCGGAAUCAAUGGGAGGAGGAACCCUUCCGACGGUCGCGUCCGGUACCCACCAAUCCCACCUCCUCGAAGCGCUGGGAAAGCUGUGACGACACUUCUGAUUCAAACUGCACGAUAUGCUUGAUCUCGGUUAACGACGAGGGCGCCAAAACGAAGUUGGUUUGUGGCCAUCUGUUCCACAAACGGUGCAUCAAUGGCUGGCUGCAGCAUUCGAAGUUCUGCCCAAAUUGUAGAGAGCCAGCUAGAUUCACGACGGAAUAGCGUGAAUCCUUUGGAUCACGGAACUGAAUCUAGAUGUUAAGCUCGUGGAAGCAAUAGAUAACUAAUAGCGAUGAAGGUUAGAUGUGAAACAGUUGCUUUCUAUUUUAUUUUAGUUUUAUCGAUAGAAUUCUAAUCAUUUACAUAACAUUAUUUCUAGCCAUGUAAAAAUCCGAAAAUAAAUAAUAAAUUCUAAUUUUGC
Molecule: messenger RNA, 712 nt
Organism: Aedes albopictus (Asian tiger mosquito)
Lineage: Eukaryota; Metazoa; Arthropoda; Insecta; Diptera; Culicidae
Exons: 2
Coding region: 166-513 (115 amino acids)
Biological process (GO): ubiquitin-dependent protein catabolic process; protein ubiquitination
Molecular function (GO): ubiquitin protein ligase activity
Source: RefSeq, a predicted model, not a curated record